UCAGAUCUUGUCCGCGGCGAUUUGAUCUUGUCGGCGGCCGCGGACACCGGGUAAUUUUAACUACCCCACCGCCACCGUUUCAAAAUCAGCUUCCCCUUCUAUUUAAAGUUUAAACUCAUCGUUAAAUCGAAUCCACAACCAGAACAGAAUGGAGACCAUCGAGCACACCACCGUCAAAACCAACGGCGUGAAGAUCCACGUGGCCGCCGUGGGAAGCGGGCCGCCGGUGCUCCUCCUCCACGGGUUCCCGGAGCUGUGGUACUCGUGGCGGCACCAGAUGGUGUACCUGGCCUCCGCCGGGUACCGCGCGAUCGCCCCGGACCUCCGUGGGUACGGCGACUCGGAGGCGCCGCCGUCGGCCGGCGCGUACACGGCGCUGCACAUAGUGGGCGAUUUGAUCGGGGUUCUGGACGACCUGGGCAUCGAGAAGGUGCUGUUGGUGGGCCACGAUUGGGGGGCUUUAAUUGCAUGGUAUUUUUGUCUCUUCAGACCCGAUCGGAUCAAGGCGCUGGUGAAUUUGAGCGUCCAGUUCUUCCCCAGAGAUCCCACCACGCCGUUUAUUCAAGGCUUCAAAGCUGCUCUUGGGGAUCAGUUAUAUAUGGUCAGAUUUCAGGAACCUGGAAAGGCAGAGGCAGAGUUUGCGACGGUGGACAUAAGAGAGUUUUUUAAGAACGUCCUCUCCAAUAGGGACCCACGUGCUCCAUAUUUGCCCAAUGAGGUCUUGUUCGAAGGGGUCCCGCCGCCGUCGCUUGCCCCGUGGCUAACGCCGGAGGAUAUCGACGUUUACGCCGCCAAGUUCGCCCAGACUGGCUUCACCGGCGGCCUCAAUUACUACCGAGCUUUUGACCGAACUUGGGAGCUGACGGCGCCGUGGACGGCGGCGAAGAUUCGCGUUCCGGUGAAGUUCAUAGUGGGGGAUUUGGAUCUGACCUACCAUUUUCCAGGAGCUCGGGAGUACAUCAAUGGCGCCGCCUUCAAAAACGACGUCCCUGGUUUGGAAGAAGUGGUUGUAAUUGAAGACGCUUCCCACUUCAUUAACCAAGAAAAGCCCCAUGAAAUCAACUCCCACAUCCAUAAUUUCUUCAAGAAAUUUUGUUAAAUCAUAUCAUGCGUCUCUGUUUUUGUGUGUUUUCAUUGGUGAUGGAUUCUCUCCAACUUUUCUACAAUAAGGAUCGAGAAAGGGAAUAAAGUACUUCGGCCCAAAUUUGCUUGAUAUAUAUUAAUUAAAAUAUCGCGGGUUCGAAUACCACUUUCGUA
Molecule: messenger RNA, 1257 nt
Organism: Momordica charantia (bitter melon)
Lineage: Eukaryota; Viridiplantae; Streptophyta; Magnoliopsida; Cucurbitales; Cucurbitaceae
Product: epoxide hydrolase 3
Molecular function (GO): catalytic activity
Source: RefSeq, a predicted model, not a curated record